Messenger RNA from Tympanuchus pallidicinctus (lesser prairie-chicken), 4860 nucleotides. Its product is annotated as kazal-type serine protease inhibitor domain-containing protein 1-like. NCBI's taxonomy places the organism in Eukaryota, Metazoa, Chordata, Aves, Galliformes, Phasianidae. Gene Ontology annotation, molecular function: insulin-like growth factor binding. The transcript is spliced from 4 exons. Gene Ontology annotation, biological process: regulation of cell growth; regulation of signal transduction. The record is from RefSeq and is a predicted model, not a curated record. Gene Ontology annotation, cellular component: extracellular region. The coding region runs from base 702 to 1595 and encodes 297 amino acids.
AAAAGAUAAAUGGACAGAGAACAAUGGGUUCUUUACUGGGUCUAAGCACCCAUACUCUCAAAUCCAAGACUUCAAAGUCAGUUUCAGAUGUCCUGGCUUGUUACUUGCUUGUAAAGAGCCUGUAAGUAAAUUUCUAAUUCAUAAACCUCUAGAUAAGAUCAUUAAAAGGUGAAAUUUGGUGCUAAACCUUGUUCUAGUCUCUAGAGUACCAGCUGAGCUCCAGGGUGCUGGUAACAUAGAUGCUACUUUCUGUCCACUUCUAUAUAUUUUUUUUAACCUCUUUUAAAAUAAAAUACUCUUACUGGUUAAUUUCUUCAUUUUGCACUAACUUAUGCUGUUCCCUUUUCUACACAGCUGCAACAUAAUGUUGUUUCAGUAGAGCAAUGCUUUGCAAAUUUGGCUCAAGGAGACAAUGAGCAAACAGCUUUUCAGAGAGCUGUCAGAAGGGGCAGUUUGGUUUCCAUGCAAGCAAUACUCACAUUCCAAACUGCAUUAGGGAAAAGCUGGUGGGUUUGUAUGCAUUUUUAUUAUCAAUUCCAGAUUAGGAAUCUGAUGCUAAUUUCUUCUUAAAGCCUGUGCUUGCAGGAGAAUUUAUAUUCUAAAACAAAAAAGGAUUGUGACGUUUUUCUCUCACAAGCUCUUUUUUUUUUGCCCUGGCUUUACUCCAAGGACCUUUUCUGCUUGUUCGUUACAUUCUCAAGAUGAAGCCCCCGGUGGUUACAGCAGUGCUGGUAGUACUGGUGCAGGUUUCUCAGAGUUUCCCUGCCUUGUACCACCGAGGCUGGUGGAGGCUCUUAAAGGAAGGAGAUAGCUGUGGAAAAUGUGAUUUGGCACUUUGCUCUGAGCCAAAAGACUGUCUGGCUGGGACCGUAGUGGACCACUGUGGCUGCUGUUCUGAAUGUGGGAAUGUGGAAGGUCAGAUCUGUGACUUGGACCAGGGCAAUCAUUUUUAUGGGCAGUGUGGGGAUAACCUCGAGUGCAGGUUGGAUGCCGAUGAAGCCAGGUUUGGGGAAGUCCCUGAACCCCAGUGUGUGUGCAAGUCUCAAGAAAGCAUCUGCGGAUCUGAUGGGAAAACCUAUGAGAACAUCUGUCAAUUCAACAAGGCUUAUGCAACUAAAAGAAAUAUCAGCAUGAAACACAAAGGACCAUGUGAAUCAGCUCCUGUGAUUUCUAUGCCACCCCAAGAUGUCCAGAAUUUCACAGGCAACGAUGUCAUUUUUGGCUGUGAGGUGUCAGCCUAUCCUAUGCCACACCUUGAAUGGAAAAAAAAGGGGAAUAAAAUGUUUUUACCAGGAGAUGACGCCCACAUCUCAGUUCAGGCCAGAGGUGGACCUCAGAAGUAUGGUGUGACUGGCUGGCUGCAGAUUCAAGGCCUCAAAAAAUCAGAUGAAGGCACCUACAUCUGCCAUACCAAAAACAAGUAUGGUGCAACAUACGCCUCUGCGAGAUUGAAAGUCAUUGAAGGUUCACCUUCUGCUUUUGCCUUAACUGCUGGCAGUAGAAGUGCAAGCUAUGACACUGACUAUGAGGACUACUAUGGCCAUUCUGACGAUGAGGAUGAGGAAGAAUAUGAAUCUGGGGACUAUGAAAACUGAAACAGCCCUGAAUAACUAUUUCUGUACGUGUGUUGUCAGACACCUUUCACACUGUUAUAUUUACUUGUACUCCCUAUGCUGUAAAUAGCUUCUCUGAUAACACUACACUCAUGUGUGCAUCCCACCUCCUUGAAAUCCAGCUUUGGCUGAAGUGUAUCAUGAUACUUACCUGAAAUAAGAACAGUUUGAAGUUCACACAUUUAGACUGUUCAAUAAAAUUCUUAAGCACGUACCCAGUAAGUGCCCUGAAAGGAUCCAAUUUAAUAUUAAUUUUUUUAAAUGUAUAUUAUUCUAUAAUUUCUUUAACAUUUUUAAUUUUUUCUAACAACAAAAAAAAUGCCAGCAGUUAAACUAAAUGUCUAAUUUGUACCACUGUCCUAUUUUUAUUUAUAUAUGUGCCAGACACAUGGAGAACCGGUAUUUGGGACCAGCAGUAAAUUAAUGAGAGACUUCAGCAACAAGUAAGGGAGCAAGAGUUCAGGCACCUCAAUUUUAACCCUCAUUAUUUGUAAUCUUCUUUAUCAAAUGCACCAAAACACGCAGUGAUUGCUGCACACACCUUGCAGAGUGUUUAAAAUGUAUAUACACUGCAUCACAAACACCUCCAUUAAUGCUGUGCUGCUUUGUGCUUUUCUUUGCCAUGAGACAUUUUUCUUCAAUAUAAACUACAUCAGGAGAUUGGCCAUAGACUGCGUUUGCCCCGAGGUAUUAUUGAUCUUUGUACAGGUAAGAAAAGAGCAUAGAAUAAUUUAUUUUGGCUCAGAGUUCCUGGAAUAUUGUCAACUUACAAUACAAAGCACAGCACUAGGUCAUUGCAAAGAUUAGUUAGUUUUAAUUAGAGGUAUCAAAUGACUUCAGAUUUAAUCACUGAUUUUGCUGUUACAGGCUCUUCCUGGUCUUCUUAGUGUUAUGUCUAGUAAGCUUUUUGUUUAUUCACUGUGUAAUGCUUUUAACAUAAAAUUGUCUGGUAGGAAUCACUGUAUUUCUAAAUGGAUGAUUGUUAAUGUAACUAUUUAAUCUUCAGACAUAUGCUCAAGAUCAAUUGCAAUCUGUGCUACAAAUGAAUGAAUUAGAUUAGUAAAGCACCCACUAAAUUGUGGGCAUGAAUACUGUGGCAGGGUUACAGCGUGGCACAGCAAAAUAAUCCUGAAAUCAUCAGCCAUAGAGAAUUACCAGUGGUAAUUCCUCAGGGCCUUCUGCCAUUACUGGUGAAAAGUGAAAAGGAGAAGAAAAACAAACAGUAGUUGAAUGAAAAAAUGUGUAGCAGAACCAUAUCCAGUAACAGGCUGCAACUGGUUGGGUGGGUGGACUAUGUCUAUUGAAAAAGCCUAACCUUUCUAUAACAAAGCCUUCUAAUUUUUAAAUCCAUUGCAUUUAUCUCCAAGAGUUUCUUUUUUUAAAAUGUAUUUAGUCUUUACUUGUCAAUUGAAUUUAAUCAUUUCUUGUCAAUUACUUGCUAUACCUUCCAAUGGGAAAACUGCAUGUUAGGGAAAACCCUGAUGUAAUGCAGGGGAAAGAAAAACAAAAAGAAAAAAAAAGAACAUUGAUAUCCUGACCAUUUGCUAAUUCUGGUUUUGCGGAGCCAAAAAAUGGCUGACUUUGUUUACAUGCUUUAAUCAGGUCCCUUAAAAUUAAAUUACAAAAAGGGCAGAGAGGAUUCAACCCUCUGUAAGCAGCACUGCAAAGGAAUGGCUCUAAUUGUGAGUGCACUGCCUGCAGCAACAGAUCUAUUCACAUAAUGCAAAGUCACAGCAAACUGAGGAAGUGGGCGUUAUUCCACCCAGCAGCAAAUGAGAUGCAGACUUGAGCUGCAAACCAUAGUGGAGGGAAAGCUGCAGGGAGGUCUCACUGCUGUAUGUGGUGCGGCAGAUUUAAAACAUUCCUUUAGCUCAACUUCCUCGGAAGAAGAAAUUAUUUUGUUUUCAUCUUCCAUAAGAGCAAGAUUGAAUUUCAUGGCACGGCCUCCUCCCGUCAGUGCCUGUCACACAAGCAUCUUCUCCGUGCCAUUUCCACCUCCCAAGUAAGGAUAAAGGAACUGCAUGAAAGCUUCUAAAUAAAUUACAUUCCUUAACACAGAUUUGUCCUUAGUGCUAGGACUUUGACACGGUCUGAAGCAGCUUCACAGUCUGACAUUCUUACUUGCUAUGUUAAAUCUCAGGAGCUUGUUAGGUAUUAGUCUAGGAAUCUGUUAAUUCUUUAGCUAGACUUUUUUUUUUGCCUUUGAAAUAAUCAGUCUGUCGUUAACAGAAAUUGCAUACAGAAGUGCAAUUGCCCACAUCUGAGAGAUUUAAAUGAUUACAUUGAUUAAACCUAGGAAGAAAUAGUCACAGUCAUGCUGUGCAUGCUGCAGAGCGAGCACCACUUGUGUGCCUUGUGGUACGAGCUUUGUGCUUCCAGCUUCUAUCUGUGUUCACCUGCUGGACCAGAACUGGGACCAAGGCUGAUGAGAUACGGGCGGAUGUCUCUGGGUAAGAGGCUGCUCAGUGCUGCACAAGGCACAAGCUCCUUCAUGCUCAGCAGCCUGCAGUGUCCUUAGCCUGUGCACAGCUUUUCAACUGCUAAACUUAUUAACCUCAUUUCUUCAUGUCUUUGCACAAUGUAGUGGCACAGCAUACGUAAUGGCCCAUCACCUGGAGCAGGAGUCACAGUAAGUGCUAGAACUGAAACUAGUCUUUGGGUCAACGUCUUGAAAGGCUGUGUAAGAACUUGCUGGCUUUCUGACCUACAUCAGCAAGCUGCUUCUGGCUCUUCAGGCACUUCAUGAAUCUACAGCAUUUGAAAAUCUCCCACAGCUGCCACAUCAUAACUUAUGGCUGACUUUCCUCACCCCCCACGUCACUGUUUCAUUCCAUAUUCCUCAGCCUUGGGGAUCCCUCUGCUAUGAUCUGUUCCCCCAGUUCCCUUUGAAAUCCCUUUGUUUCCCUUCUGCAUAUCGUCAGUCCCUGUUGUUUUUUUUCUGGUCCUCUGGCAUGCUUUUUUACUUUUCCUUUAGUUUAGACAAUGGCUGCAGAUAAAUGAUUCUGCUUCAGCACAGGGUAAGGGAUGAAAAAGGGCGCACUGGACUGAAGAGCAAUAAUUAGGGGACUGAGCAGUCUGAGCUAUUUGACUUUCUGAAGCACCAGCCAGUUGUGAGGGCAUGGGAUCAAGAAACUCCAUUUAAUAGUUUUUCUUUUUCAUUUUGCUUUACUCUCCAGUAAUUAACGAUAUAUUUUCUACAAAAGCAUGUGAUUCAAAGAUAUCAUCAUUCAACUGUGAUAGUUCAUGU